AUGUCUACCAACGGUGUUCCCGCUGGUACUCCGACAUACACUACAGCGUUCGUUCGCAACAACAGCGCAACACGCGACUUUCAGCACGAGGGCGAGACCGCCGCGGCUCUGGGACUGCUCCAGCUGUACGCAGAUCCCGUCAUCGACCCACCUGCCCAGCAACCUCGACUCUCCACCACUUCUCGAGUCGCCACAGCGACUUGCUCGCUGAUGGUCCGCCUGCAAAUCCCAGGGGCUCGACUGGCAGCACAGGUAGGUUCUCAAGAGCAGGGCGACUCGAGCAACGGCGCCGAUGCCAGCACCACUGCCGCCCCAACUUCUACUUCAUCAUUACUGGCUCCACCGUCAACUGCACGCCGCAUGGCCAACGGCAUCAGUAAUUUCGCCAAGCGUGCUACCGGUCGCAAGCGCGGUUCGCCAUCUUCUACUUCUCCCGAGCCACCUCGUGGCACCAAGCGUCGAGCCUCCCUAGACGGCGGAGAGCCGCGCACCCUUCGAGUGGAUCGCUUCGGAGCCGACGUUGCGUCCGCAGACCCUAAUCUCUCUCCUUCGGCCGUGCCACAGGCCGAUCAGGCAGGUCAAGGUCCGAGUGACAUGGGUGCUGGGACUGCAAGUCUGCGACGCGGUGGGAAUGAGGGCGACGAGGAGAUGAACGAUGUCGAGUUAGAGAACGAGAACGUGGUUGAAGGUUGCGAAUUCGAUAUGCGGAUGACUUUGUGCCUUUUGCGCGGCGUCAUGGGAGUUUGCUGUGCGGCGAAGAUACCCAAUCCUGUUGUAUGGUUGUCACUUCAACGAUGA
Molecule: messenger RNA, 798 nt
Organism: Fulvia fulva
Lineage: Eukaryota; Fungi; Ascomycota; Dothideomycetes; Mycosphaerellales; Mycosphaerellaceae
Exons: 2
Coding region: 1-798 (265 amino acids)
Source: RefSeq, a predicted model, not a curated record